Ipomoea triloba (trilobed morning glory) is the source of this 1069-nucleotide messenger RNA. RefSeq names its product NAC domain-containing protein 90-like. Gene Ontology annotation, biological process: regulation of DNA-templated transcription. The coding region runs from base 51 to 851 and encodes 266 amino acids. The transcript has 3 exons. NCBI's taxonomy places the organism in Eukaryota, Viridiplantae, Streptophyta, Magnoliopsida, Solanales, Convolvulaceae. The record is from RefSeq and is a predicted model, not a curated record. Gene Ontology annotation, molecular function: DNA binding.
CAAUUGCUCUUGCUAGCUAGCUUGCACUAAAGAAAGUAGAAGAAAUAAAAAUGGCAGAAAUUACACCAGGCUUUAGGUUCUAUCCGACUGAAGAAGAGUUGGUUUCCUUCUAUCUUCAUAACAAGCUUGAAGGCACUCGACAAGAUAUCAAUUGUGUUAUUCCCAUGAUCAACAUCUUUGAUCUUGAGCCUUGGCACCUCCCAAAGGUUUCGGGAGAGCUAUGUGUGGGAGAGACUGAGCAAUGGUUUUUCUUUGUGCCGAGACAAGAGAGAGAGGCGCGGGGAGGGAGGCCGUGCCGGACGACGGUCGCCGGGUACUGGAAGGCCACCGGGUCCCCAAGCUACGUCUACUCAUCGGAUAACAGGGUGAUUGGGAUGAAGAAAAGCAUGGUGUUUUACAAGGGGAAGUCCCCUUGUGGGAGAAAGACAAAAUGGAAGAUGAAUGAGUAUAGGGCAAUUGAAGAACAACUCCCCUCCCACCUCCACCCUUCAUAUUCUUCUUCCCUCCCUUUUCCAAAGUUAAGGCAUGAAAUGACCCUGUGCCGGGUCUAUGUGAUAUUAAGGAAUUUUGGGUCGUUUGAUCGAAGACCAAUAGGAAACAUGGCGAACAGCAGUUACAGAACAAGUCAAGAACACGGUGUAAACUCCCAAGAGGUGAAAAUGAUACCCAUGGAGGCCAUUAAGUGCUCUCAAAGUUCAGUGCUGCAGGGAGAAGAAGAAGAAGAAGACGACUUUGAUGAUGGUAUGAAUGUUUACACAACAACUGGCCUGACGAGGAUGGUCAAGAGUCCUGAACCAUUUUCUGGCUUGGACAGACUUAUUAAUUUCCAACUUUCCAAUUGGAAUGAAUGAUGAUAUAUGAUGAAUGUAGCAUGACAGACAGACAGACAGUACGUUAGUUGUUGGAAAUUAAUGGUACGUAGAAUUCCAACCAUUUCUGUAACUAGUUUGGAUAUUUUAAUGCGGUGAGAUUAGCAAGCAUGCGGUGUCAUCGCUAACGAAAUAAUGUAAUUUGUCAUCAAAUUAUACUAUACAGUAAACUCCUUGGAGUUAAGGACACUAUCUCUUAA